AGAAUCAAACGGAGACGACGACGACGACCGACGACAAUGCGGGACUCCGCCGCCUGGCGCCCUCGAGCUCCCUACUCGUCCUGCGUGGUGUGCGGCCUCCUGGCACCAUGCAGGAGGGCGCUCGCGCGGCUCCUCCGCGUCCCGGCGUCCGCCGCGCUGUCCGUCAGGGCCUUCCGGUUCCGCACCCUCCGCAGGGCCGCCUCCAAGAUGAGCCCGCGCCGCCACCGCCGCCGACGACGACGACGGGCGUUCCGGUCGGUCCGCGCGGUGUUCUGGCCGCUCGUACCGGCGCCGCCGCCGCCGGCUGCUGCAACCUCCACUGAUCAGGGCGAGAGCGCCGGCGCCGGCGCCACCGCGCGGAGGGUAGCAGUAGCACCAGAGGAGGAAGAGGCGGUGCCCGCGCCGCUGCCGUCGCCGGAGACGCCGGCGUACGUGAAGAUGGUGGCGCGGCUGCGGUCAAGGAGGAGCGGCGGGGAGGAGGAGGAGGGGGCGUGCCGGAGCUUCGAGAGCCGGCUGAUGGAGAUGCUGCUGGAGGAGGGGAAGGUGAGGGACCUGCAGGACGUGGAGGAGCUCCUCCGGUGCUGGGAGCGGCUCAAGUCGCCGGUCUUCGUCGAUCUAGUCUGCAGGUUCUACGGCGAGCUGUGCAAGGACCUCUUCUCCCCGGAGGAGGACGCCGGCGGCGACCACGAGGGCAUGCACCUCGCCCACACCGCGGCUGGUGGCGGCGGCUUAAGUAGUUAGGAUGAUCGUGGUGAUACAUCAGAAAGCACCUAAUGGUGUCUAUAAAGUGAAUGAUUUUUCUAUUUAUUAUUAUAUUUUUCAACCUUUUAUAAUAUACUUUCUAUGU
This is a messenger RNA of Oryza brachyantha (malo sina), 847 nucleotides long. RefSeq lists its product as uncharacterized. The record is from RefSeq and is a predicted model, not a curated record. NCBI's taxonomy places the organism in Eukaryota, Viridiplantae, Streptophyta, Magnoliopsida, Poales, Poaceae. The transcript has a single exon. The coding region runs from base 37 to 741 and encodes 234 amino acids. Gene Ontology annotation, biological process: negative regulation of DNA-templated transcription.